Molecule: messenger RNA, 1395 nt
Organism: Coregonus clupeaformis (lake whitefish)
Lineage: Eukaryota; Metazoa; Chordata; Actinopteri; Salmoniformes; Salmonidae
Product: acid-sensing ion channel 2-like
Exons: 3
Biological process (GO): sodium ion transmembrane transport
Cellular component (GO): membrane
Molecular function (GO): ligand-gated sodium channel activity
Source: RefSeq, a predicted model, not a curated record
CUCUCUCUCUCUCUCUCUCUCUCUCUCUCUCUCUCUCUCUCUCUCCCUCUGUCUCUUCCUCUCUCGCUCUGUGUUACACUAACUGGUGCGGAUGCUGGAGUCGCUCAUGUAGAAGCUGCAUCGCUUGGUGCGUAUUUGCAUGGCUGAAUGUAUUUUUACUGCUGAGUUGGAUGAGUGGAGUACUCUCACAUCAAGGGAACCAGAUGGACUGAGAGGGAGAAGCCCAACAAGUAGCUAAAGAGUAAAACAGGAUGCCAACAACAACAAACAGAAGACACUGUAAAAGAGAGAGAGUUAGUAUGUGUGUGUGGGAGUGAGGUUGUGUGUGAGGAGCUUGUAUGGAGUGUGUGUAACAGCAGAGUCAGAUAAGCACAAAUCCAGGUGUGGAUUACAUCAGUGGGGAUAUCGGUGCCCUGGAGCUCCAUGUGGGCCCCAGCCCCUGAGGCCUGGCUGGGAGAUGAAGCCUUUCCCCCGGCACUAGGAGCACUGUGGGCAGCCAUGGCUCUGGAGGGGAGAUGUCUCCAGCGGGGAUCCCCAGCUGUGGUGAGGAGAGGCCGCCGGCGCCUCCCUGCAAGGCCAGGCCUGUCCUCAAUCACCUCCACCCUGCUGGCCAGGACACGUCUGCACGGCCUCAGGCAUGUGUUUGUCCCCGGUGGCUCCAUGGGCCGUCGGGCCUUCUGGCUGCUGGCCCUGUGCACCUCAAUGGGCCUGCUCCUGUCCUGGUCCUCCAACCGCCUGCUCCACUGGCUCUCCUUCCCCACCUACACACGGAUCCACACAGAGUGGGCCAAGGAGAUGCCCUUCCCCACAGUCACUAUCUGCAACAACAACCCCAUCCGCCUCUACAAGCUCACCAAAAGUGACCUGUACUUUGCUGGCCACUGGCUGGGCCUACUGCUGGCCAACCGGACGGUGAGGCCUAUGGUGCUCGAUUUGCUGCAGGAGGACAGCCAGGCCUGGUUCAGUAAACUGUCUGACUUCAGGCUGUUCCUGCCCCCCAGAAACUUUGAGGGCAGCAACCUGGAGUUUAUGGACCGGCUGAGCCACCAGCUGGAGGACAUGCUUCUCUCCUGCAAGUACCGAGGAGAACCGUGCGGUCCCCAGAACUUCACCUCUGUGUUCACCAGGUAUGGGAAGUGUUACAUGUUCAACGCAGCGGAAGAGGGGAAGACACUGCGGACCACCAUGAAGGGAGGGACGGGGAACGGCCUGGAGAUUAUGCUGGACAUCCAGCAGGACGAGUACCUGCCCGUGUGGGGCGACACAGAGGAGACAGCGUUCGAGGCAGGAGUGCGGGUGCAGAUCCACAGCCAGGCAGAGCCCCCGUUCGUCCACGAGCUGGGCUUUGGUGUUGCCCCGGGCUUUCAGACCUUUGUUGCCACUCAGGAGCAGAGG